AUGUCCGCCGCCCGCGCCUUUAGCACCGCUCUCCGGGCAGGUGCCCCCCGCGCACCCAUUGCUGCUCGCUACGCCGUCACUCGAAGCUACGCGGCCGCCGCCGCUGCACCCACGGGUGCUGCGAACAAGCCCCCCGUGGCCCUCUUCGGCGUUGAUGGAACAUACGCGAGUGCUCUGUACACCGCUGCGGCCAAGACCAACGCCCUCGACCCCACCGCAAAGUCGCUCGAGUCGCUCUCUAGUGUUUUCAAGAAGGACCCCAAGCUCAGCGAGGUCCUCCGCGCUCCUACUCUCUCCGUCUCGGACAAGAAGCAGAUCGUUCAGGAACUCCAGAAGCACCUUGGCAACGCAGACAAGGAGGGCAUCGUGAAGAACUUCCUCGCAACUCUCGCGGACAACAACCGAUUGGGUGUGCUAGAGGGUGUUGUGGAGAAGUUUGGUGUGCUUAUUAGUGCGCAUCGUGGUGAGAUUGAGCUUGUCGUCACUAGCGCUGCGCCACUCGACAACAGGACCCUCAGCCGUCUCGAGGCCGCCAUCACCAAGUCACAGUACGUCGCAAAUGGCCAAACGCUCAAGGUCGUCUCCAAGGUCAACCCCGACAUCCGUGGUGGAAUUGUUGUUGAGAUUGGUGACCGCACCAUCGACCUGUCUGUCUCCUCCAAGAUGGCCAAGUUGAACAAGCUGCUCAAGGAUACUUUGUAA
Molecule: messenger RNA, 702 nt
Organism: Cucurbitaria berberidis CBS 394.84
Lineage: Eukaryota; Fungi; Ascomycota; Dothideomycetes; Pleosporales; Cucurbitariaceae
Product: OSCP-domain-containing protein
Exons: 3
Coding region: 1-702 (233 amino acids)
Biological process (GO): proton motive force-driven mitochondrial ATP synthesis
Cellular component (GO): membrane
Molecular function (GO): proton-transporting ATP synthase activity, rotational mechanism
Source: RefSeq, a predicted model, not a curated record